UGCGAUUUUGACGUUACUCUUUUCCCCGCCAUUUCACCCAGUUUCUCAUCUCAAAAAUGGAGUCUACUCUCAAAAAUUUCUUUGGGUUUUCUUCGUUCCGACCGUAUCAGAAGGAAGUUAUCGAGAAAAUUCUGGAAAAAAGGGACUGUUUGGUGGUCAUGGCCACUGGGAGCGGAAAGUCCUUGUGCUAUCAGGUGCCUCCUUUGGUCGUCGGAAAGACCGGAGUCAUUGUGAGUCCGCUUAUUUCCUUGAUGCAAGAUCAGGUUAUGGCUUUGAAACAACGGGGCAUCAAAGCCGAGUUUCUUGGAAGCGCUCAGACCGAUUCGUCGGUCCAGACAAAAGCCGAGGGUGGUUAUUUCAACAUCUUGUUUAUGACUCCGGAAAAGGCAUGCCUGAUUCCCAAGAGCUUCUGGUCAAAUUUGCUUAAUGUGGGAAUUUGUCUCUUUGCUGUUGAUGAAGCACAUUGCAUAUCAGAGUGGGGGCAUGACUUCAGGGUGGAAUACAAGCAACUAGAUAAGUUGCGCAGCAUUCUGUAUGAUGUUCCAUUUGUUGCCUUGACUGCAACUGCCACUGAAAAGGUUCGGCAUGAUAUUAUGAGUUCUUUAAAGAUGAAUGCUCCCUAUGUUUCCAUUGGCUCGUUUGACCGCAAAAAUCUCUUCUAUGGUGUCAAGCCUUUUAAUCGCGGUCAAUCAUCUGUAGAUGAGCUUGUUCAAGAAAUUAUGAAAUUUGUAGCUAGUUCUGGUUCAACCAUUGUUUAUUGCACAACCAUUAAGGAUGUCGAGCAGGUAUAUUAUUCUUUCUUUUUUUUCUUUCUCUUUCUUUUUCUCCCUUUGGAUGGGAUCUUUUAUCCGCCUUUUUAGAUAUUCAACUCCCUUCUGGAGGUGGGUAUUAAGGCCGGAAUUUAUCAUGGACAAAUGGGUAGUAAAGCUCGUGCUGAGACCCACAGAAUGUUUGUAAGAGAUGAGCUGCAAGUUAUGGUUGCCACGAUUGCUUUUGGCAUGGGAAUUGAUAAGCCAGAUAUAAGGCAAGUAAUACACUAUGGUUGCCCCAAGAGUUUAGAAUGCUAUUACCAGGGAAGUGGACGUUGUGGGAGAGAUGGCAUCGCAUCUGUUUGUUGGCUUUAUUACACAAUGAGUGACUUUACAAAAGCUGACUUCUAUUGUGCAGAAUCACAAACAGCAAAUCAACGAAAAGCUGUUAUGGAGUCUUUGAUGGCUGCAAAACGCUAUUGCGUACUGACGACUUGCAGGAGAAACUUCUUGCUUCAACAUUUUGGGGAGAAUUUUUCAGCUGAUAAAUGUGGAAAUUGUGAUAAUUGCAUUAGCUCAAAGAAGGAGCGUGACAUGUCUAAAGAAGCCUUCCUUUUGAUGGCUUGUAUGCUAUCAUGCAGGAGUAGAUGGGGAUUGAAUAUGCAUGUAGAUAUUCUCCGUGGUUCUCGAUCAAAAAAAGUUCUGGAUGCUCAGUUUGACAGGCUUCCACUCCAUGGUCUUGGAAAACAUUAUUCAGCAAAUUGGUGGAAAGCACUUGCUUACCAGUUGAUUUCUUCUGGUUAUUUGACAGAGACUGUAAGCGAUGUCUACAAAACUAUAAGUGUUAGUCCAAAAGGGGAACAAUUUCUUAGUUCUGCCACACCCAACUAUCAACCACCUCUAGUUCUGUCAGUGACCAGUGAAAUGCUUGAUGAUGAGGUAAACUCAAGCGUAGGAGGUGAUGUUGGAGAAAUUAAGGGUGUUGCUACUUUAGAGAGUGAAGGAUUUUCAGAGACUGAAGCAAAACUCUAUCGCAUGCUUCUAGAAGAAAGAAUGAAACUUGCAAAACACAUUGGAACAGCUCCAUAUGCUAUAUGUGGUGACCAGGCAGUUAAAAGAAUUGCAUUGACUAGACCAUCUACCAAAGCACGGAUAGCGAACAUCGAUGGUAUCAACCAGCACUUUCUUAUGAAAUAUGGAGACCAUUUUCUUCAAAUUAUUAAACAUCAAUCUCAACAACUUAACCUUUUCUUGGAUGGAGAGGCAACCGUACAAACUGCUACAACAAGAAACGUAUAUCCAACGCCCAGCCAGCCCAACCAACAGAGGAAGUUGACACCCGCAAAGUUUGAUGCCUGGAAAAUGUGGCAUGAAGAUGGCCUCUCAAUCCAGAAAAUCGCUAACUUCCCAGGUAGAUCGGCUCCCAUUAAGGAACAGACCGUUAUAGAAUAUAUAUUAGAGGCGGCUCAAGAAGGAUUUGCGAUGGAUUGGACGAGAUUAUGUAACGAGAUUGGAUUAACACAUGAAAUGUUUUUAGAUAUUCAAACUGCCAUUUUGAAGGUCGGCUCCAGAGAAAAGUUGAAGCCUAUUAAGAAUGAAUUACCAGAAGAUAUAAGUUACACACAAAUCAAGGUUUACUUGACAAUUCAAAACAGAGGGAUUUCUGCAGAAUCAAUUCUGUCCGACCCGAAUGCCGAAGAACGUGUGAACAAGGCUCAAGAUUCACAACAGGAUUCCAUUAAUGCAUGCAAAGAAACACCUUGUGAAUCUAAGAAUGCCAACCACUUGGCUGGUUUUCAGUUGGAAAACAUUGAAGAGAUUGAUUCAGUUCUCUCAGCUGAGGAUCUUCUAGCAAAUAAGCGACAAAGACUCACAGAACCAAUGGAAGAAAGUUCCGUUCCAUUGAAGGCGACAGAGAGUUCUGUCCUAAGUUGGCUCAAGAACUGCAAUGAAGGGGUUACUCUAUCAGAUAUAGUGGAGCACUUCAGUGGAUCAUCAGAAGAAUUUAUAACUGAUCUGGUCGAUUCUCUUGAAGCUGAAUUUCUUAUUUAUAGAAAGAAGAAUGUAUAUAAGCUUGUGUAAUUCAAGAAAGGCAUCAAAUCGUUGGCAUCGUCGCAUCGAAGGCUAAUGUAUCUUUCAUUUUGAGAAAUACAUGACAUCAAAUAUAUUAGCCAACUUAGAUGUUAUAUAUAGAGGUGUUCAAAAAUAUUAA
Messenger RNA from Morus notabilis, 2961 nucleotides. RefSeq names its product ATP-dependent DNA helicase RecQ. Gene Ontology annotation, biological process: double-strand break repair via homologous recombination; DNA replication. The record is from RefSeq and is a predicted model, not a curated record. NCBI's taxonomy places the organism in Eukaryota, Viridiplantae, Streptophyta, Magnoliopsida, Rosales, Moraceae. Gene Ontology annotation, cellular component: nucleus; chromosome; cytoplasm. Gene Ontology annotation, molecular function: four-way junction helicase activity; 3'-5' DNA helicase activity; ATP binding. The transcript is spliced from 20 exons.